GGGGGGAGGCGGGUGGGGGAAGGCGGCUCCGCACACCCAAGAUGGCGGCGGUGGAGCUGGAGUGGGUGCCCGAGACGCUCUAUAACACGGCGAUCUCGGCCGUGGUGGACAGCUACGGGCGGGCGAGGCGCCGGGACAUCCGCUCGCUGCCCGAGAACAUCCAGUUCGACGUGUACUACAAGCUUUACCAACAGGGUCGCUUAUGCCAGCUGGGUAGUGAAUUUUGCGAGCUAGAAGUUUUUGCGAAGGUGCUACGAGCUUUAGAUAAAAGACAUCUGCUUCAUCACUGUUUUCAGGCUUUGAUGGACCAUGGAGUAAAAGUUGCUUCUGUACUGGCCUAUUCAUUCAGUAGACGGUGCUCCUACAUAGCAGAAUCGGAUUCUGCUGUGAAAGAAAAAGCAAUCCAGAUCGGUUUUGUUUUAGGGGGGUUCCUAUCGGAUGCAGGCUGGUACAGUGAUGCUGAGAAGGUAUUUCUUUCCUGCCUUCAGUUAUGCACCCUUCAUGAUGAAAUCCUUCAUUGGUUUCGUGCCGUAGAAUGUUGUGUAAGGUUGCUGCAUGUUCGAAACGGUAACUGUAAAUAUCACUUGGGAGAAGAAACAUUCAAACUUGCUCAGUCUUACAUGGAUAAACUUGCAAAACAUGGUCAGCAAGCAAACAAAGCAGCGCUCUACGGGGAGCUGUGUGCACUGCUCUUUGCCAAGAGCCACUAUGAUGAGGCUUAUAAAUGGUGUAUAGAAGCUAUGAAGGAGAUCACAGUUGGCCUGCCUGUAAAAGUAGUAGUGGAUGUUUUACGACAAGCUUCAAAGGCUUGUGUUGUAAAACGUGAAUUUAAGAAGGCUGAACAGCUGAUAAAACAUGCAGUAUACCUUGCCCGGGAGCAUUUUGGAGCUAAGCAUCCCAAAUACUCUGAUACGCUACUAGACUAUGGAUUUUACUUGCUCAACGUAGACAACAUAUGCCAAUCUGUUGCAAUCUAUCAGACAGCUCUUGAUAUCCGGCAGUCAGUAUUUGGAGGUAAAAAUAUACAUGUAGCCACAGCUCAUGAAGACUUGGCUUACUCUUCAUAUGUUCACCAGUACAGCUCUGGAAAAUUUGACAAUGCACUAUUCCAUGCUGAACGUGCUAUUGGCAUUAUAACUCACAUUCUCCCAGAAGACCAUCUUCUCUUGGCAUCUUCAAAGAGAGUUAAAGCACUUAUCCUGGAGGAGAUUGCAAUAGACUGUCACAACAAGGAGACUGAGCAGAGGUUACUUCAAGAAGCUCACGACUUGCAUCUGUCCUCCCUCCAGUUAGCUAAAAAAGCCUUCGGGGAGUUUAAUGUACAAACAGCAAAACACUAUGGCAACCUUGGGAGACUGUAUCAGUCCAUGAGAAAAUUUAAGGAAGCAGAAGAAAUGCACAUCAAGGCAAUUCAGAUUAAGGAGCAGCUUCUAGGUCAAGAAGAUUAUGAAGUUGCCCUGUCAGUGGGUCAUCUAGCUUCUCUCUAUAACUAUGACAUGAAUCAAUACGAAAAUGCUGAAAAGCUUUAUUUGCGAUCCAUAGCAAUUGGAAAGAAGCUUUUUGGCGAAGGAUACAGUGGACUUGAAUAUGAUUAUAGAGGUCUCAUUAAACUGUACAAUUCCAUUGGCAACUAUGAGAAAGUUUUUGAGUACCACAAUAUUUUGGCCAAUUGGAACCGGUUGCGGGAUCGGCAGUUCUCAGUGACAGAUGCUCUGGAGGACGUAAGCACCAGCCCUCAAUCCACUGAAGAAGUGGUCCAGUCUUUUCUGAUGUCUCAGAACACUGAUGGACAAAGCAGCUAAGAACUUGGUCAAUUAACCAGUUAAGGUUUUUUCCCCCAGGUUACAGGGGGAAAAGUCAUACUGUGAAAUCUAAACCAUGUAGUUCUCUGGGGGCUGGAAUUUGCAUUGAAACACUGGUCCAGUCUACUGAAGAGUGCCCAUACGGAUGAAUGUGUGUUAAAUUCUUAUCAGCAUGUGUAUGGCAUGUUUAGUUCGGCUCAUUUGGUAUUCCUGAAAACCCCUUCUUUCUUCUUUCUAAAGAAGCAACGUUGCAGAAAGUCUGCAAGAAAACAUUAAAUAAAACUGUUUGAGUUCAAA
Molecule: messenger RNA, 2099 nt
Organism: Falco peregrinus (peregrine falcon)
Lineage: Eukaryota; Metazoa; Chordata; Aves; Falconiformes; Falconidae
Gene: APPBP2
Product: amyloid beta precursor protein binding protein 2
Exons: 13
Coding region: 42-1802 (586 amino acids)
Biological process (GO): intracellular protein transport
Molecular function (GO): protein binding
Source: RefSeq, a predicted model, not a curated record